Molecule: messenger RNA, 2566 nt
Organism: Silurus meridionalis
Lineage: Eukaryota; Metazoa; Chordata; Actinopteri; Siluriformes; Siluridae
Gene: ppp4r2b
Product: protein phosphatase 4, regulatory subunit 2b
Exons: 9
Coding region: 86-1372 (428 amino acids)
Biological process (GO): protein dephosphorylation
Cellular component (GO): nucleus; cytoplasm; protein phosphatase 4 complex
Molecular function (GO): protein phosphatase regulator activity
Source: RefSeq, a predicted model, not a curated record
GGCCGGCUGGCUGGCGGCGCGGGGACGCGGCGCUGACGGCGGUACCGCGAGCGGCGUUGUUAGCCUAGCGAGCGUUCGCGUUAGCAUGGGCAGCCAAGCUCACUCAUUUAGUCGUCCGCCGCUAACCACUACUUCCAUUUCUUCCUGGUUGACUUUUGACUCGGCACUUAGUCAUUUCGAGAAGAAAGGGAAAAAGGAACUGUCUCCGGUGUUGGACCAGUUUCUGUGCCAUGUAGCUAAGACUGGAGAGACCAUGGUGUCCUGGUCGCAGUUUAAAAGCUACUUUCUCUUCAAACUGGAGAAAGUGAUGGAGGACUUUCGAGCAUCGGCACCUGAGCAAAGAGGACCUGCAAACCCCAACGUGGAGUCUGUCCCUUUUGAGGAGAUGAAAGAGAGAAUAUUGAAAAUCGUCAACGGCUACAACGGGAUCCCAUUCACUAUCCAGCGCUUGUGUGAGCUCCUCACAGAUCCCAAGAGGAACUACACAGGAACAGAGAAAUUUCUCAGAGGGGUUGAAAAGAAUGUGAUGGUGGUCAGUUGUGUGUAUCCCACCUCUGAGAAAAAUGGAUGUAGCGGUGUUAACAGAAUGAACGGAGUCAUGUUGCCAAGUAGCACAUCCAUAUUCACAGAAAGGAAAGUGAAUGGGCCUGGAACACCUCGGCCAAUGAACAGACUGAAAAUUUCCUCAUCUAGUUCACUGGCCACAAACGGUCUGCUGGACAGUGCAGAAAAUAAAGAUCCAAACAAAGACUCGGGCCACAGCAUAUCUGUUGGUGAUGUGCCUGGGGCAAGCCUCGGGUCGCCCUUAAACAGCUGCAUAAAGAACAAACAUGCAGAGGAUGAAAACUCUGAGGAAGAACAGCAGGAGGUGAAGAGGCUUAAAUUCAGUGAGGAUGGUGGUGAGGACGAGGAGGACGAAGACACCGAAGGCGAAUCAGAUGACAAGAUUGUCGAGUCUGAGGAAGCGUCCGAUGUGUCAGGAAAUCCAGAGUCACCAUCAUCCAUGAUGCAGGAGAAAGAAGAAGGGCAUGAUGAAGAGUGCGAUCACGCCAGUUCAACAGCAGUUAGUGAGGACCAAGAGCCGUCCAGUACGCAGUCCGACUAUGCAGAGAGGGAAGUUCCUUCCGGCUCUGUCCAGGAACCCAGUGACAUGGACCAGUCGGAGCAGACAGCUCCAGCCUCGAGCCCUGAGAGGGCGGAGGUGGAGGAGGAGUCAAGCGAGCCGGACAGUAGCAGCAGUUCUGAGCUCACGUCCGGCCCCGACGCCUCGUCUGACUCCACCCCCAGUGGUGCAGACUCACCCACAGAGGGCAGCGUGGAGUUGGGGGAGCUAGACUUAGAAAACACAGAAGAGCCUAUGGAGCAGGAUUAAGGAGCCUCUUAAACACAGACUUUGUAGCAUAAACAACAACCAGCGUGUGGAGAUUCGAGAACACACUAACAGUAACAGAACAGGCUCUUUAACUCGGGCCACCAACAGCCUUUCGGUCCAGCGUCACCUACUUUUUCCAGCUUUCUUACCCGUUAUGGGUGGACACACUAUGCUGGUGUACAUAAUUUUUUUUUUUUUAGUUAAUUCCUUUUUAUUUUUGUAUUGAAGGUUUUAAACUGGAAGGUUAUUUUCAUUCUAUUACAUCCUCUUCACCUUAGUACCACUGAAUGCAGUUGGUCUUUAAAGGCAUUUCCCCCUCUGUUAUAGUAUAGCAGUGAGAUGAUUAUCCCUUUGAUUGAUUGCUUCUGUACAGAUGGGUGAGGGGUUGUAAUGUGUUUUUUUUUUUCUUUUGUUUGUUUGUGUUUGUUCCCCCAGCUUUUUAUUAUUAUUAAAAGAAUUUUGUAUACACAGACUUUAUCACCAGAACAGUAGAAUUUAUUGUUGCUUAUGCAGUUUGUCCAAAGACACAUGAUUUAUUAGAUUUUGAAGCAAAGGCCAUAAUUAUUGGUUCAUGUUCAGUUUUUUUUCUUCUUUUCCUCAAAGUUCAGGUUGUCUGUUAAGAAUUAUUACUUACACACAUUGUCUGCAUAUGGACCUGUGUCGAAAAGGUAAUAAGCUAAGUUUGGUUUCAUCUUUUACGAACCCUCACAAACACAUUUGAAAACUCUCGCUGUUACACUCGACUGUAAUGACUAAGAGUUUAAUAUAAAAGGUACAUCUACUCAAUGGAAAGAAUUUCAAGUGACUUUCUGAUCCACGACAAUAAUUUAUACGAACAUUUCAAUGAAUCACUCUAUUUUUGAGAAAUCUAGACGUUUUGUUUUUGUUGUUUUUUUUCCACUUGCCAGUCUGCACACUAGUCAGAUUGAGCGAAAACUGCGUGUUUGUGAAAGUGAGAGCGAGCGUGAGAGGCGUUCCUGUCUAUACCAAGCUGUCUCACGAGUUACAACUGACUGCCUCUACUGCACCUGUACUGUUUUGAUAUUUAGAAUUUUUAAAUUUCUGUAGUUUUGUAGAGGUUUGUGUUCACUGCUGUUUGUGGAUCCAUAUUAUUGUAUGAUCUUUCUGUGUAUACUGAAUGCGUGUGCUUUCAAUGCAGUAUUCAGGUGAAGCAAUAAAUGUUCUGAUUUUAAA